AUGGGUCUCACCAACGACAAGUUCCCCUCCUCGGCCGCUUUCGACGCCAUCAACGAUGCGCUUGGCUCCAGUGAGCCCGACCGCAAGGACGCCAUUAAGCAGGGCAACGCCGUCUUCGCCUUCACCCUGAAGAACUCGGCCGGCGAGACCGACAGCUGGCACAUUGACCUCAAGGAAAAGGGCGCAGUCGGCAAGGGCGUGGGCACGAAGCCCACCGUCACAUUGUCUCUGUCCGACUCCGAUUUUGGCAACCUGGUCCAAGGCAAGGCCAACGCCCAGAAGCUUUUCAUGUCCGGCAAGCUCAAGAUCAAGGGCGACGUCAUGAAGGCCACCAAGAUGGAGCCUAUUCUGAAGAAGGCCCAGUCCAAGGCCAAGUUGUAA
This is a messenger RNA of Colletotrichum orchidophilum, 381 nucleotides long. RefSeq names its product SCP-2 sterol transfer family protein. The record is from RefSeq and is a predicted model, not a curated record. Bases 1 to 381 code for a protein of 126 amino acids. The transcript has 3 exons. Gene Ontology annotation, cellular component: cytosol. Lineage: Eukaryota; Fungi; Ascomycota; Sordariomycetes; Glomerellales; Glomerellaceae.